Messenger RNA from Aegilops tauschii subsp. strangulata, 939 nucleotides. NCBI's taxonomy places the organism in Eukaryota, Viridiplantae, Streptophyta, Magnoliopsida, Poales, Poaceae. The record is from RefSeq and is a predicted model, not a curated record.
AUGGCACCCAAGAAGAAGAAGGCCGACCCUUCGGCCCAGCCAUCUACCUCGAAGGCUCCGCCGUCUGCGACCUCAGAUGCUGUGGGGGAUGCGGGGAUAAGUGAGGACGUGAGCGCUGCUGGGGGCGUGGCAGGAGCAGGUAGCGCCAUCACCACUUCCCCUGCGGCCGACACGGGGGCUGAAGGCAUCGGAGGAGAACAACUUCAGCAGCGUGUCGAUGGUCAAGCUCCGCAAGGUAUGGACGGGAGGCUGACUCCGCUUACAUCCCCUCCUCCCACCGACGGGCGCAGCCACAGCAACGGCGCUCGGUCCAGGAUGAGCCACCGUCCUCCGGCCGUCCCUGCCAAGGGGGCGGGCACGACACGUGUGUCUCCUCCCAAGCGAGCCGACCCAACCACUGCACCCGGCGGAGCCGCGGACCCUCGAGCGCCAUCACCGCGCAACCCCGCUGCCCAGGUGGCCGCUCCACCACAGCACGGGCGCACCACCGCCACCGCCGCAGGCACCUUCAGGAGCCUGGCGGCGGUGCGGUCGAGGUCAUCAACUUCCAUGCCAAGCACAACCACGGAGGCUAUGGCAUGGGCCCUUCUGCUACUAAGGUUCCCUCCAGUAGCCGAGCAAACAGAUGAAUGGCGUGCCACCACCCAGAGUCUGCUCGGUUUCGCUGAGGCUGGGGGCUCGGGGCGCACUGGCCCGCCACGACCUCCCCAAGUGACGAUGAUUGCCCGAACUGCUGGCCAAACUGAGGGGGUUGUCCCCACCAUGCAGUCCCCACCACGGCAGCAGGUGCGGGCACAGCAAGAUCAAGACCCCGACGACGUCUCGAUGGCCUCUUCCGACCCUCGAGCACGUCCGGGCCAACGGCAAACCCUAGAGGAUAGUCGGCGGGGAGACGCGCGCAUCGUCGUAGGACGAUCCCCGCCAGACCGACGGGUGUAG